Lampris incognitus (smalleye Pacific opah) is the source of this 3491-nucleotide messenger RNA. It is a transcript of the gene pfkfb2a, whose product is annotated as 6-phosphofructo-2-kinase/fructose-2,6-biphosphatase 2a. NCBI's taxonomy places the organism in Eukaryota, Metazoa, Chordata, Actinopteri, Lampriformes, Lampridae. Gene Ontology annotation, biological process: fructose 2,6-bisphosphate metabolic process; fructose metabolic process. Gene Ontology annotation, cellular component: cytosol. The record is from RefSeq and is a predicted model, not a curated record. Bases 196 to 1803 code for a protein of 535 amino acids. Gene Ontology annotation, molecular function: 6-phosphofructo-2-kinase activity; fructose-2,6-bisphosphate 2-phosphatase activity; ATP binding. The transcript has 16 exons.
GAAGACUGCUCCAGCCGGGAAAACCUGCCGAUGUCCGCCAGCACCGUGGCACGAAGAAAACGAGUGGUGCCGGCGCCUGCUGUCCAACUGAGAUGCUGACCUAAGUUAACCCUCUUGGCGACAUGACCUGGUAGCCCCCAGCCGGCCAGGAAGGGACAGAAGGACCCAGGGAAGACUGCACCGCCCUCUCCCAUCAUGGCCACUAUCCAGCACAGAUCCAGCACAGCAGCCCCAGACAGCUCAUCUGAAGGAAAGAGAACUGAGCUCAGGCCAAAUGAGAAGAAAUGCUCUUGGGCCUCCUAUAUGACCAAUUCCCCGACUGUGAUAGUGAUGAUCGGCCUGCCUGCCAGGGGAAAAACCUACAUGUCCAAGAAGCUAACACGCUACCUCAACUGGAUAGGAGUGCCAACCAAGGUGUUUAACCUUGGAGUUUAUAGGCGAGAAGCAGUGAAGUCAUACAAGUCCUAUGACUUCUUCAGACAUGACAACAAAGAGGCCAUGAAAAUCAGAAAACAGUGUGCACUGGUGGCGCUGGAGGACGUCAAGGCCUACCUAACCGAGGAGGGAGGCCAGAUUGCUGUUUUCGAUGCCACUAACACUACCAGAGAAAGGAGGGAACUGAUCCUUAACUUUGCAAAGGAUAACGCUUAUAAGGUGUUUUUUGUCGAGUCCAUAUGUGAUGAUCCAGAUGUCAUUGCUACAAACAUUAUGGAUGUGAAGGUGUCCAGCCCAGAUUACCCAGAAAGAGACAGAGAAAGUGUCAUGGAAGAUUUUCUGAAGAGAAUAGAGUGUUAUAAAGUUACCUACCAACCAUUAGAUCCAGACGAACAUGACAAGAACUUGUCCUUCAUCCAGGUCAUCAAUGUUGGCUGCAGUUUUUUGGUCAACAGGGUUCAGGACUACAUCCAGAGUAAGAUUGUCUACUACCUCAUGAACAUCCAUGUGCACUCCCACUCCAUCUACCUGUGUCGGCAUGGAGAGAGCCAUCACAACGUUGAGGGACGUAUUGGAGGAGACUCGGAGCUGUCCGACCAAGGAAAAAAGUUUGCUGCAGCGCUCAAGUCCUUUGUGCAGGAGCACCAAGUAUCAGACCUGAAAGUGUGGACCAGCCAACUGAGACGCACCAUCCAGACAGCCGAGGAACUGGGAGUGCCCUACGAACAGUGGAAGAUCCUUAAUGAAAUAGAUGCCGGUGUAUGUGAAGAGCUGACCUAUAAGAUGAUUGAGGAGACCUACCCGGAGGAAUUUGCGAUGAGGGACCAGGACAAAUACCACUACCGGUACCCUGGAGGAGAGUCCUACCAGGACCUGGUUCAAAGAUUGGAGCCGGUCAUCAUGGAGCUGGAGAGACAGGGCAAUGUGCUCGUCAUCUGUCAUCAGGCCGUCAUGCGCUGUCUACUUGCCUAUUUCUUGGACAAGAGUGCAGAUGACCUACCCUACUUGAAGUGCCCCCUGCACUGUGUCCUAAAGCUUACCCCUGUGGCCUAUGGCUGUAAAGUGGACAUGUUUGAUUUGAAGGUUGAGGCUGUCAACACACACAGGGACAGGCCAUUAAAUAAAGUCAAACAAGAUGGCUUGCCUACAACCUUCCACCGACGGAACAGCUUCACCCCCCUGUCCAGUCAAGACCAGGUGAAACGCCCUCGUCUUUACAGCGUGGAUAACCCUCCACAGACCCGCUGGCCCUUAACCCCGUUGCUACCCAGCAUGCAAUUCUUUGAGACGUCUGAGGGGCCGGAGUUGCUAGAAAGCGAGGACUCUGUAAACGGUUUCACUGCAGCCGAGGCAGAUGACUGUGCGUAGCUAAGGCGUAAAAUGGCAACACUCCCGUCACACAUCCCCUCCCUUUACCUGUCACAUGGGAGCUCGUUCCCGUCUGUUUCCAGAUCCUCGUCAGUCAUUUGAUUUAUCCAUCAAGCGAUCGCCGCCCUUUUCAGAGUCGUCUAUCCCCACUGCCCCAGAGCAGUUUUGUGAAACCCACAAAUCCCUCUUUCUUUAGCUUGUCUCUCAGUGGAUUAAACGCCACACCCUCUCUUCUGGGUGUUUUUAUUUUUAUUUAAAUGUGGUCAUUGCAGGGUCCAGUGUGUGUUCUCGUUAGUUUUUACUGUUUAUUAGAUAGAAUCUGUGUCUGGGCAUGUGCCUGCGUGAGCCUCAUGCGUUUGCACAACAGUCUCUAAUGAAUCCCUAAUACACUCCAAACACUGAUCCGGCUUUUUGAGUAGGUUAUUUUAAUAAUGUGGAGUCAUAAAUGGAGUCCAAAGUUUCUUAAAUACAGAUAUUAACCGUGACAAGAGGGUACUAAAAACUGGUUAGCAGCACAAAGCAUACGCCUUACUAUUUCUAGACUGAAGAUUGUAAUGAUGAUUGGACAUUGUAUACCUCAUAUUGAAAUUGAUUGGCUUUAAGCUUAACAUCGGGGGUCGGCUCUCUUGAAAGAGAACCUGCACAGCCUUUGUAGCGGGGUCCUGUACAACAAAUUUGCUUAUGUAAGGUUGACCCUCUCAACUUUGCCGACACUUGUCCAUGAUUUAUUCGAUGGACCAAUGAGAUGUAUCGAUGAUUUUAAUCUGAAUCUGUCAUUCAAGUGCAUUGAUUGUAAAUUAAUUACCAAUGGAUUAUAUACUGUUGGCUGUAAAAAGCUGUGAAAAAUCAAUGAAUUAUGCUUAAACUCUAUAAAAGAUGUAGCAGCUGUUUCUGUUUGCCUUUGUGACCAUUUUCCCCUCAUUUGCCUUCCUUUCAUUAUGAGCUAUCUAUAUUCCCCAUCAUUCUACUAUGUAAUUGAAAUCAAUGGUGAUAUUUGAGCUGCACAAAAGCAAUAUAAGCAAAUGUCUUAAAUGAAAUCCAGUUAUUUUACAGAUUGAAGUCAUUUUGUUGGAUAUUUUUGUCCUCUGUUGGUGUUCUCUAUUACUCUUUAGUCUCUUAAAAAAUCUAGUUAUUCGUACCUUUAAUGUAGCACAGCUUGUAAAUGACCUUGGUGGUAUCUGUCUGUUUGUGUAUCUGAAGGGUUUUUUUUUCCUCCAUUAAUUUUAACAUAAAUUAUUGUGAAUUUCAGAUGUGCCUUUACUUCAAAUGACGUGUAGCUGUAACGAGAGAAGCCACAACACUGGAUGUACAGCAUGUAAAAGUUUUGUCCGUAUGACCUCAAAUCAAUGAUUGAAAAUUAGCUCGGAUGUGUAAACUUUUAAUAUUAUACGCAAGGUACAUGGUUCAGUAACUUUUGUGGUGUUUUUAAUGGCUGUCCUUAAAUGGGUAAUUCGUGUCUUUAAACCUGUGUCCUAUUUUACAUUGUUCAAGGUCUAAAUGACUAACGACCGAAACUGGCGGCACAGUUGCAUAAUGCAUAUGAAACAGUUUCGUAUGCAUAUUUGUUUCGGUCAUUAUGCAACUGUAUUGUUUAUAAAGGUGGGGCUACCUGCAGUCAGUUGAGACUGACACAGUCACUUAGAUGAGUGAUGAAACGCUUCAGAAUAAACGUGUCCAGAUGAACUAAA